This is a messenger RNA of Colletotrichum truncatum, 1386 nucleotides long. RefSeq names its product dehydrogenase E1 component. Gene Ontology annotation, molecular function: oxidoreductase activity, acting on the aldehyde or oxo group of donors, disulfide as acceptor. Gene Ontology annotation, biological process: branched-chain amino acid catabolic process. The record is from RefSeq and is a predicted model, not a curated record. Lineage: Eukaryota; Fungi; Ascomycota; Sordariomycetes; Glomerellales; Glomerellaceae.
AUGAGGUCUUCUAGGAUGCUUCGCCGUGCACCCCUGCGUAGGGUCAUUCCUCGAGCCAGCGGCAUCUCUCCAGCGACAGCUGCGGCUCCCUUCGCAGCAACGACGGUCCCGAGCCGAGCAGCGAGCAAUCUGUCCCAGCGACCCAAUGCGAAUCAUGUCUCCUUCCCUGGCGCUGUGAAGAGCGCCUUCACGAGCACGCUCAAGUUCGAGACCCCUGGGGAUUACCCCGCCGUUCCGACCUACCGAGUCGUCGACCAGAACGGCGCCAUUGUAGACGAGUCCUUCACGCCCGAUCUCAGCGAAGAGGAGGUCGUGAAGCUGUACAAGGAUAUGAUCUUCAUCUCCGUCAUGGACCUUAUCAUGUUUGAUGCGCAGCGCCAGGGUCGGCUGAGCUUCUACAUGGUCUCUGCCGGCGAGGAGGCUCUGAGCGUAGGAUCCGCUAGCGUACUCUCGCCCGAGGACGUUGUCUUCUGCCAGUACCGUGAGCAGGGCGUGUUCAAGCAACGAGGGUUUACGACAGCGGACUUCAUGAACCAGCUGUUUGCUAACUCCAAGGAUCCUGGAAGAGGCAGGAAUAUGCCGGUGCACUACGGUAGUAAAGAGCUGAACAUCCAUACCAUUUCGUCACCGCUGGCCACGCAACUGCCGCAGGCUUCUGGAGCAGCGUAUGCUUUGAAAAUGCAGAGGAUGCAGGACCAAUCAAUACCACCGAGAGUUGUUGCGGCUUACUUCGGUGAGGGUGCCGCAAGUGAGGGUGAUUUCCAUGCCGCUCUGAAUAUUGCAGCUACGAGAUCAUGCCCCGUCAUCUUCAUCUGCCGGAAUAACGGUUACGCUAUUUCUACGCCGACUUUGGAGCAGUACAGAGGAGAUGGUAUCGCCAGCCGUGGUCUCGGAUACGGAAUUGACACUAUCCGAGUAGACGGCAACGAUAUCUGGGCCGUCCGAGAGGCUACGAAGAGGGCCCGAGAGAUGGCGCUUGAGAACGGGGGAAGACCCGUCCUGAUCGAGGCUAUGACCUACCGAGUGAGCCAUCACAGCACAUCGGAUGAUUCCUUUGCCUAUCGUGCCAGAGUUGAAGUGGAAGACUGGAAGCGCAGAGAUAACCCCAUCACGCGACUGCGCAAGUGGAUGGAGGCCAAGGGAAUGUGGGAUGAGAGCAAAGAGAAGGAAUGCCGAGACUCGACAAGACGGGAGGUUUUGAAGGCAUUCAAGGAGGCCGAAAUGGAAAAGAAGCCGCCCAUCCGGACCAUGUUCGAAGACGUCUACGAGGAACUGACGCCGGAUUUAAAGCAGCAAAUGGCGCAACUGCGGGAACACCUCGACAAAUACCCCAAUGAGUACGAUUUUAAUGAAUUUGAGGGAGGCAAGGACAGCCUAAAAGCUUAG